AUGAUGCUCAGCCCAGACCAAACAGACCCGGACCUGCCUUGGGGACAACCAGACCCGGAAACAGUCCUGAACGUCAUCAAGGUGGAGUGCGUGGCGGACGAACCCAUGGAGGCAGAAAGGAAGACACGUUCCCUCGCGCCGCCAGCCUUAACCAGGGAAGAGAAGAGGAGGCUAAGACGCGCGACGGCCAAGUACCGUUCUGCUCACGCCACACGAGAACGUAUCCGCGUGGAAGCUUUCAAUGUGGCCUUUGCUGAGCUGAGAAAGCUGCUACCGACGCUUCCCCCAGACAAAAAGCUCUCAAAGAUCGAAAUUCUUCGCUUGGCGAUCUGCUAUAUCUCUUACUUGAACCAUGUCUUGGACGUUUAG
This is a messenger RNA of Chanos chanos (milkfish), 369 nucleotides long. It is a transcript of the gene nhlh2, whose product is annotated as nescient helix loop helix 2. Gene Ontology annotation, biological process: regulation of transcription by RNA polymerase II. Gene Ontology annotation, molecular function: DNA-binding transcription factor activity, RNA polymerase II-specific; protein dimerization activity; RNA polymerase II cis-regulatory region sequence-specific DNA binding. The record is from RefSeq and is a predicted model, not a curated record. The coding region runs from base 1 to 369 and encodes 122 amino acids. Lineage: Eukaryota; Metazoa; Chordata; Actinopteri; Gonorynchiformes; Chanidae. The transcript has a single exon.